AUGGAGCAGCAAGAAAAUCACCUGGAAAGAGAAAGAUUCUCCUGUUGGAUCUGUGUGGAUCUACUGAAGGAUCCGGUGACUACUGUCUGUGGACACAGCUACUGUAAGAGCUGUAUUAACACCCACUGGGACAAAGAGGAGGAGAGAGGAAGCUACAGCUGUCCUCAGUGUAGACAGACCUUCACACUGACGCCUGUCCUGGAGACAAACACCAUGUUAGCUGAUUCACUGGAGGAGCUGAAGAAGACUGGACUCCAAGCUGCUCCUGCUGAUCACUGCUCUGCUGGACCUGAAGAUGUGGCCUGUGAUGUCUGCACUGGGAGAAAACGGAAAUCUCACCUUCAGCGUCAUCUUCAGUCAGCUGCAUUGAAGAAGCACAAGCUGGUGGAGCCCUCGGAGAAGCUCCAGGAGAACAUCUGCUCUCGUCACGACGAGGUGAUGAAGAUGUUCUGCCGCACUGAUCAGCAGUGUAUCUGUUAUCUCUGCUCUGUGGAGGAACAUAAAGACCACGACACAGUGUCAGCUGCAGCAGAAAGGACUGAGAGGCAGAGGGAGCUCGGGCUGAGGAGACAAACAAUCCAGCAGAGAGUCCAGGACACAGAGAAAGACGUGAAGCUGCUUCAACAGGAGGAGGAGGCCGUCAAUGGCUCUGCUGAUAAAGCAGUGGAGGACAGUGAGGAGAUCUUCACUGAACUGAUCCCUCUGCUGGAGAAAAGAAGCUCUGAUGUGGAGCAGCAGAUCAGAUCCCAGCAGGAAACUGAAGUGAGUCGAGUCAGAGAGCUGGAGCAGGAGAUCACUGAGCUGAAGAGGAAAGACCAUGAACUGAAGCAGCUCUCAGACACAGAGGAUCACAACCAGCUUCUACACAACUACCCCUCACUGUCACCACUCAGUGGA
Molecule: messenger RNA, 897 nt
Organism: Limanda limanda (common dab)
Lineage: Eukaryota; Metazoa; Chordata; Actinopteri; Pleuronectiformes; Pleuronectidae
Product: E3 ubiquitin/ISG15 ligase TRIM25-like
Exons: 1
Molecular function (GO): zinc ion binding
Source: RefSeq, a predicted model, not a curated record